AUAUCUCGCUGUGAUGUUUACACUUUGUUACAGUUCUUUGUCUCAGCCAGCAUAACAAGUCAGGAUGUCUGGGACAUAGAGAAAUACAUAUUUUUUUGUUUUUCUUUAUGUGUAAAGAAACCUAUUUUUAUCAUAACAUUUUUGGACCAAGAAUUUUCGGAACAACAUUUUCUUCAACUUUUAUUUUUAUUUUUCCACGACUCCAAAUAGCCGAGGCGGCUCACACGGAACAUUUUGGAUAAGGUAUCUGGUCAGUCUAUAGGGCAGCAGCCAUGGUGUUGAUCCUGGGCAGACGGCUUAACAGGGAGGACUCUGGGACCAGGGACUCCCCUGCCGUCAAACGAAAGGUGUUCGAAGUGGACUCCAAAACCCUGACCGGUAAUGAAGUUCUGGAGUUCUCCUCCGGCUCCUCCCACUCGGAAGCCAUCUUGCAGGUGUUCAACGAGUUCCGCGACAGCCGCCUCUUCACCGACGUGGUCAUCAGCGUGCAGGGCCGCGAGUUCCCCUGCCACCGUGCUGUGCUCUCUGCCUGCUCCUCCUACUUCCGUGCCAUGUUCUGCAAUGACCACCGCGAGUCGCGUGAGAUGCUGGUGGAGAUCAACGGCAUCCUGGCCGAGGCCAUGGACUCCUUCCUCAGCUACGUCUACACGGGCCGCGCCAAGAUCACCACCGACAACGUGCAGUUCCUCUUCGAGACCUCCAGCCUCUUCCAGAUCUCCACGCUCCGCGACGCCUGUGCCAAGUUCCUCGAAGACCAGCUUGACCCUUGCAAUUGCUUGGGCAUCCAACGCUUCGCCGACGCCCACGCUCUGAAACAGCUGGCCAGCCGCUGCCGCUCGUACGCCCUGGCCAACUUCCCUGACGUGGCCCAACACGAGGAGUUCCUGGACCUGAGGAGAGACGAGCUGGAGGAGUACAUCUGCAGUGACGAACUGGCCAUCGGGAAGGAGGAGGUGGUGUUUGAGGCGGUGAUGCGCUGGGUGUACCACAGUGUGGAGCCCCGGAGGCCCGUGCUUAAGGACCUGCUGCACCACGUCCGCCUGCCCCUGCUGCACCCCAACUACUUUGUCCAGACAGUGGAAGGAGACCAGAUCAUCCAGACGGCGCCAGAGUGCUACCAGCUCCUCCACGAGGCCCGGCGGUACCACGUACUGGGCAACGAGAUGAUGUCCCCCAGGACCCGUCCACGCAGGUCGACUGGCUACUCAGAGGUGAUUGUGGUGGUGGGGGGCUGUGAGAGGGUGGGAGGGUUCAACCUGCCCUACACAGAGUGUUACGACCCUGUGACAGGAGAGUGGAAGGCCCUGGCCAAGCUCCCAGAGUUCACCAAGUCAGAGUACGCCGUCUGUGCCCUGCGUAACGACAUCCUGGUCUCAGGGGGUCGUAUCAAUGGCAGAGACGUGUGGAUGUACAACUCACAGCUCAACCUGUGGAUCAGAGUGGCUUCACUCAACAAGGGACGCUGGAGACACAAGAUGGGCGUCCUACUGGGGAAGGUCUAUGCAGUGGGAGGUUAUGACGGCCAGAGUCGACUGAGCAGUGUGGAGUGCUAUGACUCCUUCUCUAACCGCUGGACAGAGGUGGCUCCCAUGAAGGAGGCAGUCAGUUCCCCGGCCGUGUCCAGCUGUGCUGGGAAACUCUUUGUCAUCGGCGGAGGGCCGGACGACAACACUUGCUCUGACAAGGUCCAGUGCUACGACCCAGAGGAAGACACCUGGGCACUAAGGGCAAGCAUCCCCAUGGCGAAGCGCUGCAUCACGGCGGUCUCCCUGAACAACUUGAUCUAUGUGUCAGGAGGUCUCACCAAGUCCAUCUUCUGCUACGACCCUGCGGAGGACUACUGGAUGCACGUGGUGCACACCUUCAGCAAACAGGAGAGCUGUGGCAUGUCUGUGUGUAAUGGGAAGAUCUUCAUCCUGGGUGGGCGGGGUGAGAACGGCGAGGCCUCUGACAACAUCCUGUGUUACGACCCGGCAACAGGCAUCAUCACCGGGGUGGCCGCCAUGCCUCGCCCCAUCUCCUACCACGGCUGUGUCACCAUCCACCGUUACAACGAGAAGUUCCUCCACCGGCCCUGACCCCACACACACAGAAACACACAGGCGUGUACAUAAUCACGCUUUCAGAUACCCUGAAAAAAAUAUGUAUUGAGACACACUCUCUUUAAAAAUGCUGCAAGCAGACAUGCACGCAUAAUCACCCCACUCACACACACACAUUCUUUAUUCAUCUCAAGAAGCAACUUGUUUAGAAAUUCAGACCACCUACAGCCCCAGUUUCUGAUUAAAUUAUUCACUCAUUGGCCUAUGUAGUAACUCUCUCUGUGGUUGGUAUCAUGGAAUUCCUGCUAUGCUACUGCAGAUCCAUCUCUGUCUGUUGUGGUUUUCUGGAGAACCAAAUCACAGACCGUCUGUUAGGCCUCCAGACGCCACUACAGUAUGUAAGCAUCAGUGUGUGGGCAUUCCUGGACCAGUAGCAGCUCCUCAGCUGCUCUUCCUAAGAACCAGAGAUUCGGGUCUUUGAUUGUAAACAAAGUGUUGCUUUUCGAGAUGAUGUAUGUUGUCAGGUGCUGACAGGGAAUAGUGAUAGUAAUCAAGAACAAAGCACCGAUUCAGACUUGAGAGAAAUGCAUUGGAACCUGGCUCUGAUUGACCUGCGGGUGGUACGGGAAGGGUUUUAAAAGGCAAAAAGUUAUAAUCAUCACUCCAUUGGCUGUAUUCCAACUGUCUUAAAAUGGCCUUAAAAUCACUUGAUAGUAUCAUGGAAACUUGUAACAGUACAUGCAUCAUGGAAUGUAUGGGAGUCCUUUUACUUGGAAGCCCAGAGGGUAAGGAUGGAAGCUAGAGGUUAAGAAUGUGGUCGAACUGAGUUUCAUGACUUCAAUUUGAUUUGCAGUUAAGCAGUGAUUGUUCGGUAUAAUUAUACAGUACCAGUCAACAGUUUGGACACACCUGCUCAUUCAAGAGUUGUUCUUUAUUUUGACUAUUUUCUACAUUGUAGAAUAAUAGUGAAGACAUCAAAAC
Messenger RNA from Oncorhynchus gorbuscha (pink salmon), 3023 nucleotides. RefSeq names its product kelch-like protein 24. The transcript is spliced from 8 exons. Gene Ontology annotation, molecular function: protein binding. The record is from RefSeq and is a predicted model, not a curated record. Bases 273 to 2078 code for a protein of 601 amino acids. Lineage: Eukaryota; Metazoa; Chordata; Actinopteri; Salmoniformes; Salmonidae.